CAACGCCGCCACGCAGCCUAUCAGGCCGUGCUUCGCGCUCUCUUGCGCAUCGUUUCCUCAACAACCCCCGACUGAUUUUCCCGCGCAACCCCUUCGACUCGGCAGCCUCAGUUGCGCGCGUUCCAGGCUGCCAAAACGUUCUCCGGGGCACCGGAAAUGCCCGAGAACACCGAGAGAACCUCGCCGAGUAUCAUCCCUCGACCCUGUUCCAUCCCCUAACAGAACUCUCGAAUUAAUUAUCAGCCCUCCGCGUAAAGCUGAUCGACGCGCGGAGUGUCCGAGUGCGCCGACCACGGAACGCCGCCGGAUUUCGGGUCGAAUUCUCCUCCGCAGUGAUUAGAAUAAUAUCUCGAUGAAUCGGCGCGGGGGAGCUUCGCCAGGGGGUUGUUCCGAGGGAGGAAGAUAACCGGCGCGCGGCCGGUUCCUCGGGGUGCGAUGGGUCACAGUGAAUUCGAGGCAGAUCCGAACGACAGCUUCGUCUGGUGGAGUGUGUUUUCUUGAGCCUCGUCGACUGCACAGUUCGUUUGUUCUCUCUCCCUCCCUCUCUCUCUCUCUCCCCCUAUUUCUCUCUCUCCCUCUCUCUUUGACAUUUCGAAAGAGCAGAAUUUUGGUCGGUUAAAUGGUCCCUCUGUGAGGGUGUAUGUGCGAGUAAAUUACGAGUGUCACGUUCCGCGGGGAAACAGGCUGGAACGAUGGAUGCCGCGCGAGCCGGUUCGUUUGAUGAUUGAAAUCUGCAGGAGAGAUCGAACGAUCGCGUAACGAAUCGACGGAAAAAGCUCGACGGUGUGCAACCGUUGCAACGCUUGCCACGGUACGAACGCUGACGUUCCGAUAGCUUUCGGUUGUUUCGUGCCGUCCGGAGGACCGUUCACGGGCUGAUCCGUCUGUCAAAUAGGGGAUCGACCGGAUGUGUCCACUUUUUACGCGACACUGUCAUCGGUUAAGGACGUAAGAGGACGGCGGGAAAGUAGCCCUUCGACUGUAUCGCGGAGCCCGAGCAUCGUGAAAGCCGGAAAGCAGCGGAUCGGAAACAGAAGAUAGUUUACGAAGUUCACGUGUUCAUCUAGGUUAUCCAGAAAUCACAUUGCGGUCAGCGGCGAGUGGUGUCCCGGCUGGGAACCAUGUAGAGCCGGGAGCGGUCCUCGGAGGGUCUGUGAAGCUCGCAUUGUUCGGCGAUCGGUCGUCGGAUCGACGACGGCGCCGUUCGUCGACGGCGGUCCUCCGUCCGGGCGAUCGCUUGUUACCGGGAAGCGGCGCUGGCAAGCGUCCCGUCCGCAGCGGGGAGAGACUUGGCAAGUGGCAACGGCCUUUACGACCGGCGAGAAGAUGAAGGCCAGCCUGGUACGUCGGCUCGUCGGCACGUCCGUGACCUAAGGCCGGCGGUCGGGUCUCUUCCGGCCGAAGAGGAGCAGGAGAACAAGGCCAAGGGCAACGGGGUAGAAACUGGUCGGCUUAGCAUGACGACGAUCGCGAGCACCUCCGAGCCAACGGAGGUGUCCUCGGUGGACGUGACGACCCUGCUGACCGCGAUCUCGACCGAGGAGAGCCAGUUCGGGAACGGCAGCUACGCGAACGACCAGAAGUGGUCCGUCCCGACGACGAUCGCGAAGGGCUGCCUGCUGGGCUCGAUCAUCCUGACCGCGAUGUUCGGCAACCUUCUGGUGAUGGUGUCGGUGAUGCGGCACAGGAAGCUGCGCAUCAUCACCAACUACUUCGUGGUCUCGCUGGCCCUGGCCGACAUGCUGGUGGCGAUGUUCGCGAUGACGUUCAACGCGAGCGUCCAGCUGACCGGCCGUUGGCUGUUCGGCUACUUCAUGUGCGACGUCUGGAACUCGCUGGACGUCUACUUCAGCACCAGCUCGAUCCUCCAUCUGAUGUGCAUCUCGGUGGACCGUUACUGGGCGAUCGUGAAGCCCCUGAAGUACCCGAUCAUCAUGACCAAGAGACUGGCCGCGUACAUGCUGCUCGCCUGCUGGAUCAUGCCGGCGUUCAUCUCGUUCGUCCCGAUCUUCAUGGGCUGGUACACCACCGACGAGAACAGCAUGCACAGGCGCAAACACCCCGAGCUCUGCGAGUUCAAGGUGAACAAGAUCUACGUGAUAUUCUCGUCGAGCAUCUCCUUCUGGAUACCGUGCACGAUCAUGACGCUCACGUACUUCGCGAUAUUCAAGGAGGCCAACAAACAGGAGAAGCAGAUGCACAGCCGCAUGGGGAACGUGAUGCUGCUCAGCCACAGGCCCAGCAAGGACCUGAACAAUCUGAACGGCGAGCUGAACAGCGCCGGUUCGUCGAAGACGCUCACCCUCAACGAGAUCAGCACCGAUCACCUCCACACGCCCACCAAGGACAAGAACAUCAUGAAGAUGAAGAGGGAGCACAAGGCGGCCAGAACGUUAGGCAUCAUCAUGGGGACCUUCAUACUGUGCUGGUUGCCGUUCUUCUUGUGGUACGUGAUCACGACCCUCUGCGGCGAGUCCUGUCCGUGUCCCGACAUCGUGAUCGCGCUUCUCUUCUGGAUCGGAUACACGAACUCGGCGUUAAACCCGCUGAUCUACGCGUACUUCAACCGUGACUUCCGAGAAGCCUUCAAGAACACGCUGCAGUGUGCUUUCUGUUCGCUCUGCAGACGAGAGCCGUCCGACCUCGAGGCGCUCGAUUUCCGUCGACCGUCCCUAAGGUACGACGACCGCACUAAGAGUAUAUACUCGGAGACGUACGUCAAGCACACCGACCGACGAAGAUCGAGCGAGUAUGGUAGCAGUCUCUGAGAUGAGACGGGAGAGCAACUUUAUACGUUAAACUGUAUUCGCAAUAAGAUACGCGUAACACGUGCAUACGCCCACCAAUACAUCCGUACCGUCAUCCACAUGAACUCGCACACGGAAUACGCGCGAGCGCGCGUCCCAUACACACGUACACGCGCACACAACACCCAAACCAACGAUGUGUCGAGUGAACAACCACGUUGAACGCGUAGACUCGCGACCAUAGAGAUUCUCCGUUACGUUGCCAAACCAAAAAGACAAGAAACACAUACAUGCAUACGUACGUACGUACAUGCAUACACGCACAGGCGCGCGAUAAAAAGCGAAAGGAGGAAAACAUGAAUCUGAACAGGUACUCGCAUCCUCGACAAUUUCGAACCGGUCCCGUGUAUUUUCGGUUUCGAGAGGCCCAACGGUGGCCGUCCUCGAGCUGCGCGAAGCCCUCUGUUCGUGUACGGCCAUUUUUACAGAAGCAAAAAUAUAUAUAUACAUAUAUACGUUCCUAGAAAAGAAACUCGCAACGAUUGCGAGGUCGUUGAUGAUUUUGCGCCGAUGCUUCCACGAUUGCGAAUGCAGUAAUUUUUCCGUAAUUCGCGCUCGGAUUGCGCAGAAAAAUUGACGAUUUUGAGAGAGGUGAUACGAUUAUUCGAGCCUUGCG
This is a messenger RNA of Megalopta genalis, 3423 nucleotides long. Its product is annotated as octopamine receptor beta-2R. The record is from RefSeq and is a predicted model, not a curated record. NCBI's taxonomy places the organism in Eukaryota, Metazoa, Arthropoda, Insecta, Hymenoptera, Halictidae. Gene Ontology annotation, cellular component: plasma membrane. Gene Ontology annotation, molecular function: octopamine receptor activity. Gene Ontology annotation, biological process: positive regulation of MAPK cascade; adenylate cyclase-activating adrenergic receptor signaling pathway.